AGAUUUUCGCCUGAGAGGAAGUUCUCGGCUUGUAGGCUGAACGUGACAGUUAGCUUGACUGGCUAGGUGCCGAUGGAAUAAUAGUUACACACAUUAAACCUUUGGUGUAAUCCAUGUCACUGACUCUCUCCUGAAUAGUCUUGGUGUUUAGAUCGUUUCCACGUGUUUGCUUUGAACUUCCGAUUAUUUCUAGACGUAAUUUGCAUUACGGAAUGUAAUUAGCGAUCAUUAGCAGCACGAGUCGACUGUUAGCUAUAGCAGCUAACAGUAGAGACUUAAUCAGUGUUUUUCACGUUAAAGCUCUUAAAAUGUAAUAGUUUAGAGCUACACGACUCCGAAUUGAUCAGACUGUGUGAGGACAGACUUCAUCCUCCGUGGACUCCUCCUCUGACCUUGUUGUCCAGCUGAGGACCGAGAGACUGGGGACACUUUCAGAGAGGACACAGAGCUGCUGACCAAGAGCAUGUGAAGGUUGCAAACCAGGACUGUGGAAAGAAGACUACCAGGUAUACAGAGGAUGUCUGAGAUGAUGAAGUUUGAAGCAGAAGUCCCUGGAGGACUCAGCUUUGAGCCUCCCGUAUCUGCAGCAUCCUCAUCAGAACUGAAGCAGGAAGAAGACAACAAAGAUCUCAUGUUCCCAGUCCAUCAAAAUUUGGUGCCUAAAGAUGAGAUUCCCUAUGACUGGAGCUCCAGUUUGGACCGGCUGGACCCAGAGCCCCCACACAUAAAAGAGGAAGAGGAAGAACAGCGGAUCAGUCAGAAGGAAGAGCAGCUUACAGUGAAAAUUGAAGAUGAGGAGAAACCUCAGUUAACAGAGCUUCAACAAAUCAAAACUGAAAACCACAUAGAGACAGAAGCUCCAAGCAGCAGCUCAACUGAGCAGAAGGAAACGGAACCUGACAGGAACACAAAUGGGGAGUGUUCUUCACCGCAAACUAAUAUGGCUGUGUACAGAAGAAGUAAAAGAUCUAAACUGUCUUCCAAAGAUACGGCUCAGGUAGGGCUACAUGCAGAGAAGAGGUUCAGUUGCAAUGUUUGCGACAAAAGAUUCAAAUAUAAAACUUCAAUUAAAUUGCACAUGAUGACCCACACUGGAAGGAGAGAACAUAGCUGUGGCCAUUGUGGGAAAGCGUUUAAAGACAUGAGCUCCCUGCAGACGCACAUGCGACUUCACACUGGAGAGAGACCCUUUUCUUGUGGUGAUUGUGGUAGAAGGUUUCAUAGAAAGACCAUUCUUGAGGGUCACUUAAAGGUCCAUUCAGUAGAAAAGGCUUUUUCAUGUGAUGUUUGUGGUACAAGAUUUAAAAGAAAGGCGACUCUGAAAAAGCACCUGAGGACCCACACCUCAGAGAGACCGUUUGUUUGUAAUGUUUGUAGUAAAGGAUUUUCACUACAAAAUAGUCUAAAUACUCACAUGUAUGUACACACGGGCGAGAAAAUGUGUAUCUGUAGUGUUUGUAGUAAAGGAUUUUCUCAAUACGAGUCUCUGAAGAGGCACAUGCGCGUUCACACAGGGGAAAAACUAUACAUUUGUAAUAUUUGUGGUAAAGGAUUUUCUCUAAAACAUCACCUGAAGAACCACAUGGAGGUACACACUGCACCAUUUAGCUGCAGUCAGUGUGAUAAACAUUUUGUGAAGGAAAUCCAGUUGGAGCGACAUGUGAAGGUCCACUCAGAAGAGAGACCGUUUGGCUGUGACAUCUGUAAAAGCAGAUUUUAUCAAAAGUGUCAACUUGAAAAUCACAUGAGAGUCCAUUCAGGAGAGAAACCGUUUGUUUGUGACGUUUGCAGCAAAGCAUUUUCAUUAAUUGGAAAUCUAAGGAGACAUAUGGCCAUUCACGAGGCCCCACCUGUUUAAUUGUUUUGAGAGUCAACCAAUGUAACAAUAUUUGAUCAGUUUAUCAAUGAUUAUUAUUUUCCAUCUCUACUUUCUGUGUGAGCAUGUUCUGUUCUCUAUUGGUAAAUCCUUUACAUAACUCAGUAAACUUCUGAAUAUCACCCUGAUGCUUCUACAUAACAAAAAUUCACACUUGUGAAACAUUAAUUUGAGAAUUUUUUUUUUAUGUUUUUGCCUUGCUAGCUGGUAGUAAAAUCAUACUAAAGACAAGUCAAAACUCAACAUUAUUAUUUUUUACUAAAAACUGAAAAAUAGCAUGUCACACUGUAGGUUUUGACAUGGGCUUUCACCAGUGACGUCUUUUCCUUUGAAAUGCCUCUUGUCUAAUUUUCCUACAAAAAAGCAUUGUGUUUUAGUUGAGUUUAUUCAGUCUUCUACAUUUAUUGCUUACCACAAAAUAGAAUGUAAACAGAGAUUUGUCCUUUAAAGUACUAGUAAGCCAUUACAUGUAUUAAUACUACCUCCACUGUGAUGAAAAGAAUAAAACUAAGUCCUUGUUAUUAAUGAAUUUACAAAUAAAAUUCCUUUCCCGUCA
Messenger RNA from Fundulus heteroclitus (mummichog), 2432 nucleotides. RefSeq names its product gastrula zinc finger protein XlCGF8.2DB. The transcript is spliced from 3 exons. Gene Ontology annotation, cellular component: nucleus. Lineage: Eukaryota; Metazoa; Chordata; Actinopteri; Cyprinodontiformes; Fundulidae. The coding region runs from base 518 to 1858 and encodes 446 amino acids. Gene Ontology annotation, molecular function: DNA-binding transcription factor activity, RNA polymerase II-specific; RNA polymerase II cis-regulatory region sequence-specific DNA binding. Gene Ontology annotation, biological process: negative regulation of transcription by RNA polymerase II; regulation of immune system process; regulation of cytokine production. The record is from RefSeq and is a predicted model, not a curated record.